Molecule: messenger RNA, 756 nt
Organism: Eimeria tenella
Lineage: Eukaryota; Apicomplexa; Conoidasida; Eucoccidiorida; Eimeriidae
Exons: 2
Source: RefSeq, a predicted model, not a curated record
AUGACUGCGAGGUCGAAGUCUCUAUCUAAAGGCGCUGCUUCCGCGGUGCUGCACACGUGGGUGGCUGCCUGCAGCAGCAGCAGCAGCAGCAGCAGCAGCACCGUGGCUGGAACUGCAUGGGAGUGCUUGGGGAAAAGGCCCUGGGUGACAGGCCUCUCACCGCCCGCGCAGCCGCUGCGUGCAGGCAGCAACGGCAGCAGCAGCUGCAGCAGGCGAAGUGCGCCUCGUGAGCAGCAGCAGCAGCAGCAGGAAGUGCCACCAGUCGUGCGGGGGGCCCCCGAGGGGCCCCCAGGGGGACCCUCGCUGCGGGUCGCUUACAGGGUCUUUGAUCUUGGAGGGCCCCGUGAUGAGGGAGCAGCUCUUGCCUUUGCUGCGCAGCACCCCGUAGACUUCUGUGGCCAGCAGCCGCAGGGGUCCCACGUAGCAGCCGCGGGGGGCCCCCGCGAGGGCCCCCAGGGCACCGUGGGUCUUGCCGCUGUUGGGGGGCCCCAGCGACAAGUGCACGCGGCGGCGCUGCUGCCGCGCUGCAGCAAACCAACCCUCGGGGGCCCUCAGGUCCUGGCGCAAGGCGGGGCGCACACACGCCCAGGCGACAAUGCACUGCUGCUGCUGCUGCAGCAGCAGGGGCAGCAGCAGAGGCAGCAGCAGCAGCAGGAGCAGGAGCAGCAGCGGGAGCGGCAGCAGGAGCAGCAGCAGAAGCAACGGCAGCAACAGCAGCAGCAACAGCAGCAGCAGCAGCAGCCCGCAGCUGCAGCG